Molecule: messenger RNA, 573 nt
Organism: Miscanthus lutarioriparius
Lineage: Eukaryota; Viridiplantae; Streptophyta; Magnoliopsida; Poales; Poaceae
Source: the annotation of a GenBank genome assembly
AUGCAGCUGAAAGGGAUGCAUGUCUUUUCUGUAGAAUUGGGUGUAGAUGCUUAUUAUGAUGAAUUGCAUUGUAGGGAAUCCACUGAUCUGUGCAGCAAUCAUGGAACAAGAUUGUUAUGGGUCUCCACCGGCCAGUCAUCUGAGAAAACAGAUGUCUUUGGUUUUGGAAUCCUGCUGCUGGAGCUGAUCACUGGUCAGACGGCACUGGAGUUUGGGAAGUCAUCAAAUCAGAAGGGAGCCAUGUUAGACUGGGUGAAGAAGAUGCACCAAGAGAAGCAGCUGGACAUACUUGUCGACAAGGGCCUGGGGAGCAAAUAUGACCGCAUUGAGCUGGAGGAGAUGGUGCAAGUGGCACUGCUAUGUACUCAGUUCCUCCCUGGUCACAGGCCCAAAAUGUCAGAGGUGGUCAGGAUGCUGGAAGGCGAUGGGCUUGCAGAGCGGUGGGAGGCGUCACAACACACUGAGUCACACAAAUUCAAGGUGCCCGAGUUCUCCUUCAGCCGCUGCCACUCUGACCUGACGGAUGACUCGUCGCUGCUGGUGCAAGCAGUGGAACUUUCUGGGCCGAGAUGA